AUGUCUAAAUUACCUUGGAAAAAGUUAAUUGGACCAUAUGUACUAUUGCUAUGUGAGGCAAUAGGAACGACAAGUUUCUUUUCUUAUAUGGGAUACAUGAUUCUUUCCUUUGGAACUGUCACCGAUGAAGAAAAAGUUGGAUACUAUGCAGGUUAUGUUGCAUCUUCUUUUAGUUUGGCUCAAUUUGUUAGCAGUUUCUUUUGGGGAAGAAUGUCUGAUAUAUUUGGAAGAAAACCAAUUUUAUUGAUUGGAUCAACUGGAUCUGUUAUUUCAGUACUUGGAGUUGGAACGAGUUGGUCAUUGCCAAUGUUGAUUGUAUCACGUACCAUCAAUGGAGUAUUGAAUGGAAACAUUGGAGUCAUUAAAACAUAUAUCGGUGAAAUCACAGACAAGAGUAAUCAAAUCGAAGCAUUUGGAUGGAUUGGUUUGACAUGGGGUCUUGGAUCUAUUUUGGGUCCAAUGAUUGGUGGACUUUUAAUCAAGCCAGUCGAGAACUACCCGGCUCUAUUCAGUGGCAGCGUAUUAUUUUCAAAGUUUCCCUAUCUCUUGCCCAACCUUGUCAUUGCAGUUGCCACUGCCAUAGGUACCGUAUUCACAUUUGUUACAAUGAAAGAAACUCUAAGAUCAGCCAUUAAAAUGGAAGUAAUCAGUAACACAAGUCACAUUAAAACCAAAAGGAAUGGUAAAAAAUAUAAUCAAUUGGAUGAAGAUCAAGAAAUUGAUGAUCAAGAAGAUAAUAUCGAUGAAGAAAGAUUAGUUUCAAAUAACAAUAUUAAUAUUAAUAGUAGUAAUAAUAGUAUUAAUAGUAAUAAGAGUAAUAAGAGUAAUAAGAGUAAUAAGAGUAAUAAUAAUAAUAAUUCAAUAUUAAUAAUUGAUCAAAAUGGAAAUGAUAUUCAAGAAAUUAUGGAUGAUAGUCAUACUAUUCAUAAUGAUAAUCAUAAUGAAGAUAUAUCAUCAGAUGAAUCACCAAUUAUUUUGAAUAGUGGUGAAUCUACACCAAACAAUGAAAGAAGAGAUGGAGCAACCGAUGAAAAUGAUGAAAUUCCAUUGGUCGAUAGGGCAGAACAAGAAAUGAUGGAAAAGGAUGCUACUAUUACAUUUGGAGUGAAACAAUUGACUGACAGUACCGAUUCAUUGGACGACCAAGUUCAAGAGAUUGAUCAAGGUGUAACGAAAUAUGAAACCAAUGUAUUCAAAAACAAAUUGAUUAUUGCCACUUCAUCAUUGUAUGCGGCCAUUGGAUUUGUAUUUACCAUGUACGACGAGUCUUUUCCUCUAUGGGCAUUGUCACCGGUAUCCAAAGGUGGACUCAAGUUUUCGUCAUCACAAAUCGGUCUCUCUGGUAUGAUUGGUGGUAUCAGUGUCAUUUUCAUGCAAUUGGUCAUCAUCAAACCAUUCAUUAGACGAUUCGGAUUGGUUCAUACAUUCAAAUAUGGUCUCAUUCUUGCUAUUGCCACAUUUAUGGCUAUUCCUCUGUUAACUUAUCUCAGUCCAUACGGUGUCUAUGAUCAUAUAUCUGACAGUCAAAUGGACUCCUUGUCAUCACUGUCUACAUCAUCAGACUAUGUUGAACCACCAUCUAAAUCGAGUGUGGUAGGGUUCUGGAUUGUAACGGGUAUCCUUUUGUUUAUCAGAAAUGUCGCCGGUCAACUAGUAUUCACACCCGUCAUGACUCUUAUCAACAACAGUGCAACGUCGCGUUCCAAGGGAGCUGCCAAUGGACUAGGUCAGUCUGCUGUAGCCCUCACCAGAGCCAUCGCGCCAACCAUUGCGUCGGUCUGUCUUGCAUGGAGUCUUAGCUCUGGUCACCCAUUCCCCAUCAACCAUUACCUCAUCUUUAUCAUGAUGAGUUUGAUCUCUGUCGGACCAGUACUUUAUACUCAUUUCAAAAUCCCACUCUCUCUCAAUUAUCCAAUCGAAGAAGGUGAACAAAUUGGUGAAGAUAAAUUCGUUGCAAUCCAUGAAUAA
Cavenderia fasciculata is the source of this 1968-nucleotide messenger RNA. RefSeq lists its product as uncharacterized. Bases 1 to 1968 code for a protein of 655 amino acids. Lineage: Eukaryota; Evosea; Eumycetozoa; Acytosteliales; Cavenderiaceae. The transcript has 2 exons. Gene Ontology annotation, molecular function: transmembrane transporter activity. Gene Ontology annotation, biological process: transmembrane transport. The record is from RefSeq and is a predicted model, not a curated record.